UUUCGCGGAUCCACCUUCAGGAUUCAGCUGCAGCACAGAGCUCUGGUUCGGGACCCGUGGAUCAGAAGAGGGUCCAGACCCCGCGUCUGGACUUCAGUGAUGCUGAAUCCGGUCCUUCGCCGACCGGCACAGAACUUUUAGGAGACCGUUGCGCUCCGAACUUCCCGAAGCCGCCGAGCGGAGCCGCGCUCCACCUUUCUGCGCGAGGGUCUCCUCCGGCCAGCACCAUUCCACCCAAAAGACCCCAGGAUCGGCCCGCGCUCACGCGGCUGGUCGGCAGGAAGCGGCUGGUCGCAGCAGGGGUCCUGGGAGUCGUCAUGGUUCUGCUUCUCGUGAUCCUCAUCCCGGUCCUGGUGAACUCGGCGGGCUCGGCGGCGCACUACGAGAUGCUCGGUACCUGCAGGAUGGUGUGCGACCCCUACGGCACCAAGGCUCCGACCAGCGCCGCCACGGCGGACGCGGCCGGAGACGGCGGCCUCGUGCAGUCCUUGCCCACUUUCAUCCAAGGUCCGAGAGGGGUACCGGGGCGUCCGGGUAGGGCGGGUCCAAGGGGUCCUCUCGGCGAACCGGGGCCGCCCGGUCCUGCGGGGCCGCCCGGAGACAAAGGCAGACCCGGCUUACCGGGACCGCGGGGACCGAGCUCAGCUGCCGGGGCCAUCAGCGCGGCCACGUACAGCACCGUGCCCAAGAUCGCCUUUUACGCGGGACUCAAGAAGCAGCACGAGGGCUACGAGGUGCUCAAGUUCGACGACGUGGUGACCAAUCUGGGGAACCACUACGACCCGACCACCGGCAAGUUCACGUGCUCCAUCCCGGGGAUCUAUUUCUUCACCUACCACGUCCUGAUGCGCGGAGGCGACGGCACGAGCAUGUGGGCGGACCUGUGCAAAAACCAGCAGGUGCGUGCCAGUGCCAUAGCUCAGGACGCGGACCAGAACUACGACUACGCCAGUAACAGCGGCGUGCUGCACCUGGAGCCGGGAGACGAGGUCUACAUCAAACUGGACGGAGGCAAAGCUCAUGGAGGCAACAACAACAAGUACAGCACCUUCUCCGGGUUCAUCAUCUACGCCGACUAGAACCCUCGACCCGAGCUGCUGACGGCCUCCUGCCACAGCUGCUGUGGACUAAACACCCGGCCUGGAUAAACGGCACCGCAUUUUAUUUUUCCCAUUCUGCCAUUUCUGUCUUGAAGAGUAUGAUCGAUGUCAUUCAAAUAGUGGUGACGAAUCAAACGCCGCCCUCUCUUCGUGCCAUCACGCUCAGACGUGCAGCCGAUGUCCCGUCACAGAGUCUUACGGUGGUAAGAAGAGUCCGAGUGUGGGCAGAAACCCACCGGCAUCAGUAAUCUGUAAUCUGCCUGCUGGAAUCUGACUUGAUGGUCCAACCUUUCUUCAUUCUCACAUCUGAUUUGGCUGCAAGCUGCCUGACAACUAAUCAAAGUCCCGAUACGACACAGAAGUUUAGCAGCAGCUAGUGAGUAGUCGACGAUACCUGCCGUGGUAUAAUAAAUAAUGAUUCAUGAGUCA
Messenger RNA from Gasterosteus aculeatus aculeatus (three-spined stickleback), 1529 nucleotides. It is a transcript of the gene c1ql3a, whose product is annotated as complement component 1, q subcomponent-like 3a. The record is from RefSeq and is a predicted model, not a curated record. NCBI's taxonomy places the organism in Eukaryota, Metazoa, Chordata, Actinopteri, Perciformes, Gasterosteidae. Gene Ontology annotation, molecular function: protein binding.